Messenger RNA from Temnothorax curvispinosus, 2296 nucleotides. Its product is annotated as HMG box-containing protein 4. Bases 705 to 1940 code for a protein of 411 amino acids. NCBI's taxonomy places the organism in Eukaryota, Metazoa, Arthropoda, Insecta, Hymenoptera, Formicidae. The record is from RefSeq and is a predicted model, not a curated record. The transcript has 5 exons.
AUCGGUUUCUCGUCACAUGCUGUUGCGGCUGCAUCGGAUAGACUGUCUUGCUUGCUCGUUGGUAUCGCUUGCGGUGAAUCGCAUGAUCUGCGCGCGUUCGUAGAAAAUCUCUCGGAGUAUCUUUCACCUUAUAACGUUUCAUUUGGCGUUUUUGGCGUUAUGUUUGGGGGCGCUAGCGCUUCGGCGUACAUGGCGGAUAAUCGUCGCACUAACUGCGCGCCGUACACACGAAGUAGACGAAUCCGUCGUGUUGACAGGAAAAAAACGGAAAUUUCACGAGAUCCAUUUAGCCUCGGUCACGUCAAGCCAUUUUUCUGCAUCUAUGACAUUUGAAAGAGAGAAUGAUCAUUCCAUUUUCACAUCCCGCUUAAACACAUCUUUGCAACUUGCCUAUAUCUAAUGAAUGGACUUGUAAAAAGUAAACAAUUAGAAUCAGGAACGUAGAAAUUGUCUUAUUAUCGAGAGCUUUAAUCACUUGAAAUUUGCUUACAUCUGGUCAUCAUCGUCAUCUCCUGUCUGUAAAGUGUUUAAUUGAAUAAUUAUUUUUCAUAAAAACGUAAUGCAGAGUUCUCAGAGAAAAGAAGCGAGGCAAAGUGAAGUGCGAGUUGUACUGCGACUGGCUGCCCACAACUUUAAUAGCUGAUACAUUGUAGCCUGCCUAGAAGUAGUAUCUCUAUAUACUGUGCCUAUCCUGAACUCUAUAAAUGUUUAAGCCUGAUCUAGAGGUCACGGGUAUCUCCCGUAGCGGACGCGUGAGGAAGAAAUCCUCCAAGCUUGUCGACUUCGAAUCUGACGAUCUUACGGAGAAUAAACUCAAGCGACAGAAGGCGCAGCAGUUGCAGACUCAACAACUCUUGGAUCAGUAUGAAGUGCAACAGCAGCAGCAGAUAUUGCCCACGCAAUCUAAUCAGGCGGGUAACGUCGGGCAGCAGAGAAAGAAUUCAGGCUCGAAUCAUGUGCAACAAAGGAUCAAGAUGGACCCCUUGUCUGACAAUGAGGGUCAGUCGUCUAGCUCGGAAUCCGAUGAUCCCUCUGGGAUAAACGAGGAUGAGAGAUACAGUAUGGACUCGGGGAGCGACAAUGAAGUAGAUCCUCUCAUGAUCGACGAAAGAGAAAUGGGAUUCAGGAAGCUAGAGCCACCACCAGGUCAGGAAACCCCAUCACAAGCAAAUAGUUUAUAUAUGCUUGAAAAAUGUAAGAAAAAGUUGGUUAUUAAGGAUGGAAAAAUUAUAGGCAAGACGAAGACACAGCGCAAGGAUAAAGGGAAGACAAGAUUUACCGCUUACAUGCUAUGGGCAAAGAAAGUUAGGCCAGAACUGUUAGAGCAAGAUCCUUAUAUGGAUUUUGCGGCAGUUUCUAAGCGAUUAGGAGAGCUGUGGGCUACAGUACCACAUCUGGAAAAGUACAAUUGGCGCAGGCGUGCAAAGCGCUUGGCAGCAAAGCCUCAUUCUUUGUCGCCAAGUAAAGAUGAGCCCGUUUGGAAAAUGCCACUGCCCGCCUCGCGAAAAAAAUUCAUUAAUAAAAUUGGCAAUGGGAAAGAAACAAAGCCCGCUUCUGCAAAAAAAACUAUUCAACUCGGCGUGCCAUCUGUUGUUGGGAACGUUCCAGUCUCACCACCGUCGAAUCGCACCAGUAAAGAUCUGGUUAAUGAGCCGGUAAUAGGCACGGGAAUGUACAAAGUCGUUGGAACGCAGCCAAUCGAUGUUGCAGCCCAUCUCAAAUUGCUUGGUGAGAGCUUGACAAUCAUUGGAGAACGUUUGAAGGAACACGAUGGUCAGAUAGCUGUUUCGGGCAGUCUUUCGGUUUUACUGGAUUCGUUGCUCUGUGCCUUAGGUCCGUUAAUUUGUUUAACGCAGCAAUUGCCAGAAACUAAUGGAGCUAAACCUGAAACACUUUCCCAAAUGCUCGACAACAUUGCUUAUCUUAUGCCUGGUCUAUAAUGUACAAAAUAUAGCCGGAAAAUAUGUAAAAUAUUUAGAAUAUAAUGUAAAUAUUUAUAUGACAAUUUAGAUUACAAAAAAAUAGAUUAUAUGAGCGUGAAAACAAUAACAAUGUUUAUUUGCUAAAAAUUUAAAUCUUAAACACAGAUUCUCGUUAUAUUUCGUCUACUGUCAGAUAAAAAAUAACAUUUAUGUUUUAUAUAAAUAAUAUAUUUGUAUAAAAGUUAUAAUAAAUAUUUAAAUAGUACUGCAUUAUAUAACUAAGUAACUGUACAUGGCAUAUAAAUACAACGUCACAAUUAUUGUUCUGUAAGCGAAAUGGGCGGGCAUGUACAAAAUAGAUUCUUAUCACCAUA